GGCGGCCGUUUGCAGCCCCUUCUUCUUCCCUUUCUCUUUCCCCCCUUCCUCCCGAGUCGGGCCUGGCCGGUCCAGGCCGGCAUUGAGCAGCUUCCCCCUUCAUUUUUAUUAUUAUUAUCUCCGUGGAAAGUUUAAUUAUAAUCAUAAUAGGACCCAAGUAAGCCUUCCCUCAGCGUCGGUAGGCCCUGAGGCGGAUACUGAAGGGGAGGCUGGCGGAAAAAGGAGACGGAGAAGAAGGAGCCCCUCGCUCCCCGCUUCUUCUUUCUCCUUCUCAGGCCAGACAGCCAUCUCAGGGCUCGCCUUGGCGCCUGAGGAGGAGAAAGCAGGAGGAGGAGGAGGAGGAGGGAGUCGGUUUAUUAUGAACCACCACCACCAGCAGCAACAGCAGCCGACCCCCAGCCGAGGAGGAGGAGAAGCCGCCCCUGUGGAGAAAAUGCCCGCUUCCCAGCCACCGCCGCAGCCGCCGCCUCCAGAUUCCGGGGAUCGCCGGAGGAAGCUGGAGGCUAUGAUCCGGGACCCCCGUUCCCCGGUCAACGUGGAAAGUUUGUUGGAUAGUUUGAACUCUUUAGUUCUUGACCUGGAUUAUCCAGCACUGAGGAAGAACAAGAAUAUAGACAACUUCUUAAACAGAUAUGAGAAAGUUGUGGGGAAAAUCCGUGGUCUUCAGAUGAAGGCAGAAGAUUAUGAUGUUGUUAAAGUGAUUGGAAGAGGUGCAUUUGGCGAAGUACAGCUGGUUCGUCAUAAAGUAACGCAGAAAGCUUAUGCCAUGAAACUUCUUAGUAAAUUUGAAAUGCUCAAAAGGUCAGACUCAGCCUUUUUCUGGGAGGAGAGAGAUAUUAUGGCCUUUGCCAACAGUCCAUGGGUAGUUCAGCUUUUUAGUGCCUUUCAAGAUGAUCGAUACCUAUACAUGGUAAUGGAAUACAUGCCAGGUGGAGAUCUUGUCAACCUCAUGAGCAAUUAUGAUGUGCCUGAGAAGUGGGCCAAAUUUUACACAGCUGAAGUUGUCCUUGCUCUUGAUGCAAUUCAUUCCAUGGGCAUGAUACACAGAGAUGUGAAACCUGACAACAUGCUUUUGGAUAAAUAUGGACAUCUGAAGCUUGCAGAUUUUGGCACUUGUAUGAAAAUGGAUGAAACGGGGAUGGUGCGUUGUGAUACAGCCGUUGGAACACCAGACUACAUAUCACCUGAAGUAUUAAAGUCACAAGGUGGUGAUGGUUAUUAUGGAAGGGAAUGUGACUGGUGGUCUGUAGGAGUUUUUCUGUUUGAGAUGCUAGUUGGAGAUACUCCAUUUUAUGCAGAUUCAUUGGUUGGAACAUACAGUAAAAUAAUGGAUCACAAGAACUCAUUGCACUUCCCAGAAGAUGUGGAAAUCUCAAAGCAUGCAAAGGACCUUAUCUGUGCCUUUUUAACAGACAGGGAGGUGCGUCUCGGGAGGAAUGGAGUAGAAGAAAUUAAAUCUCAUCUGUUCUUUAAAAAUGAUCAAUGGGAUUGGGGUAAUGUUCGAGACACUGCUGCACCAGUUGUACCUGAGCUGAGUAGUGACAUAGAUAGCAGCAAUUUUGAAGACAUUGAAGAUGAUAAAGGAGACGUCGAAACUUUUCCUGUCCCCAAAGCCUUUGUUGGAAACCAGUUGCCUUUCAUAGGAUUUACUUACUUUAGAGACAAUCUGUUGCUAAGUGACUUUUCUGAGGUUUCUAGAGAAGUUGAACUCAGUAAGAACAAUGGAGCAAGGAAAAAUGAACUAAGGAAAAAUGAGGACAACGAAGAGUUUGCACAAUUUCAGGAAAAAAUAAACAAACUAGAAGAUCAACUUCAUAAUGAAGUACAGGCCAAAGAUGAGCUCGAGCAGAAGUACAGAAAUAUUACUAGUCGCCUAGAGAAGAUAAUAAAGGAAUUGGAUGAAGAGGCAACCUCAAGAAAAAAUGUGGAAUCUACCUUAAGACAGUUGGAAAGAGAGAAAGCUCUUCUUCAACACAAAAAUGCAGAAUACCAGAGGAAAGCAGAACAUGAGGCAGAUAAAAAGCGCAAUCUGGAAAAUGAUGUUAAUAGCUUGAAAGACCAGCUUGAAGAUUUGAAAAAGAGGAAUCACAAUUCUCAAAUAUCAAAUGAAAAGAUCAUUCAGCUACAAAGACAGCUGGAUGAAGCCAAUGCUUUGCUCCGCACAGAGUCUGAUACAGCAGCCAGGCUGAGAAAGAACCAAACAGAAAGUACAAAGCAGAUUCAGCAGUUGGAAACUAAUAACAGAGAUCUGCAAGAUAAAAACUGUGCGCUGGAGAAUACUAAGCUCAGGCUUGAGAAGGACUUCCUCAAUUUGCAGUCAGCUUUAGAAUCUGAAAGAAGAGAUCGGAGUCAUGGGUCAGAGAUUAUCAAUGAUCUACAAGGCCGCAUAUCUAGCUUAGAAGAAGAAGUAAAAAAUGGGAAGAUUGCAUUAGCUAAAAUGGAGACAGAGAAAAGGCAACUACUGGACAGAUUCACAGAUUUGGAAAAGGAGAAGAGCAACAUGGAAAUAGAUAUGACAUACAAGCUUAAAGUCAUGCAGCAGAACUUGGAACAAGAAGAGGUUGAACACAAAGCAACAAAAGCCAGACUAGCUGACAAAAACAAAAUCUAUAAAUCUAUUGAGGAAGCCAAAUCUGAGGCCAUGAAAGAAAUGGAGAAGAAGCUUUUGGAGGAGAGAGUUUCAAAACAAAAAGUGGAAAACUGCUUGCUGGAAGUUGAAAAGCGAUGUUCAAUGUUGGACUGCGAUCUGAAACAGUCACAGCAGAAAAUAAACGAACUGCUUAAACAGAAGGAUAAAUUAAAUGAGGAUGUUGAAAACUUGACGUUGAAAAUAGAACAGGAAACACAAAAACGUUGCCUCACACAAAAUGACCUCAAGAUGCAAACCCAGCAUGUCAAUGCAUUGAAAAUGACGGAGAAACAGCUGAAACAGGAGAAUAACCAUCUUUUGGAAAUCAAAUUAAGUUUGGAAAAGCAAAAUAAUGAACUUCGCAAGGAACGUCAGGAUGCUGAUGGACAAAUGAAAGAACUUCAAGACCAACUUGAAGCAGAACAGUAUUUUUCAACGCUGUAUAAAACACAAGUUCGGGAACUUAAAGAAGAAUGUGAAGAAAAGACCAAACUUUGUAAGGAAAUGCAGCAGAAGAUACAAGAGCUGCAGGAUGAGAGGGAUUCUUUGGCAGCCCAACUUGAAAUUACCUUAACCAAAGCAGAUUCUGAACAGUUGGCUCGUUCUAUUGCUGAGGAACAGUAUUCAGAUCUGGAAAAAGAAAAGAUAAUGAAAGAGCUGGAGAUUAAAGAAAUGAUGGCUAGGCACAAACAAGAGCUUUCAGAAAAAGAUGCCACUAUAGGAUCAUUGGAAGAAGCAAAUAGGACGCUAACUAGUGAUGUGGCAAAUCUGGCAAAUGAAAAAGAAGAGCUCAAUAAUAAACUUAAAGAAGUCCAGGAGAGAAUUGUUCGUAUUAAUGAGGAGGAAAAUGAUAUAGAUCAGCUUAAGACUCAGUAUGAGAAACAGUUGGCUUAUGAAAGAACCAUGAAGACCCAGGCUGUGAACAAACUGGCUGAAGUAAUGAAUCGCAAGAAUCCAAUCCAACGAGGGGCUGAUACUGAUGUCAGAAGAAAAGAAAAAGAGAAUAGGAAACUGCAUAUGGAACUCAAAUCCGAACGUGAAAAGUUAACUCAAAUGAUGAUCAAAUAUCAGAGGGAGAUCAAUGAAAUGCAAGCUCAAAUAGCCGAAGAAAGCCAGAUAAGAAUUGAACUGCAGAUGGCUCUCGACAGCAAAGAUAGUGACAUUGAGCAGCUUCGCUCUCAGCUUCAAUCAGUACACAUUAGUUUAGACAGCACUAGUAUAGGCUGUGGCCCAGGGGAGGCAGAGGCUGAUGAUGGAUUUCCUGUUCGUAUCACUCAGUCCCACACUUCGGAGUCCAUGUCUUUUACCUAUGAACGCUCUUCUACUUCUGUCAGUAUUGCUACUAAGCCUUCUAGUUCUCGAGUGUUUCUCAGCUCUGAUUCUGACUCAGAGGAAGAACCGUUGUCUCCUGAACAAGUCCCUUCAGAACCUGACAAUCCAGAGUCAAGAUUAGAGGGCUGGCUAUCGUUGCCUGCCAGAAACAACACAAAGAAAUUUGGAUGGGUGAGAAAGUAUGUGGUUGUUAGCAGCAAGAAGGUCCUAUUCUACCAUAGUGAACAAGAUAAAGAACAAUCAAAUCCUUACAUGGUCUUAGACAUCGACAAAGUAUUCCAUGUUCGACCUGUCACGCAAACAGAUGUGUACAGAGCAGAUUCCAAGGAUAUUCCCAGGAUUUUCCAGAUUCUAUACGAUAACGAAGGAGAAAGCAAGAAGGAGCAGGAAUUUCCAGUGGAAUCAGCAGGAGAGAAAUCAAACUAUAUUUGCCACAAGGGACAUGAAUUCAUACCUACACUAUAUCACUUUCCUACCAACUGUGAGGCCUGUAUGAAGCCCUUAUGGCACAUGUUCAAACCUCCUCCUGCACUGGAGUGCCGUCGUUGCCACAUCAAAUGCCAUAAAGAUCACAUGGAUAAAAAAGAAGAGAUCAUAGCGCCAUGCAAAGUGAAUUAUGAUAUAUCAACUGCAAAGAAUCUACUGCUGUUAGCCAGUUCUACAGAGGAUCAACAGAAGUGGGUGAGCCGCCUGGGGAAAAGGAUUCCCAAGAAACCUCCAGCACCAGACCCAUUUGCACGCUCUUCACCAAGAACUUCCAUGAAGGUACAGCCAAACCAGUCUAUCAGACGGCCAAGCAAACAGCUUCCUCCAAAUAAAAAGGAAGGCUUCCCUCCAAGAUUGAUUGAUAUGGCAUGUAGAGACUGGGAUUGGUCAUUUGAUGAUAUUGAUUUUGAUAUUGAUUUUAAUAUUGAUGAUGCUGGGAACGAUAACGAUCUUGAUGAUAGCGAUGAUGAUAACGUGUUUGUUCUGAAGAGCUAACUGCCUUCUGUGAAUGCAGAUACUGUUGAUGGCAAUUUUCUUCCUGUUGAAAUAAGACUGAAACAUCAUAUCCCAAAAUUUUAUGAAAAAUAUAUAUAUAUGUUCCUGAAAGACAGUUAUAUAUAAAUAUAUAUAUCAGAAGUUUACAGGGAGGUGUGUGUUUUUUUGCUGCAAUACAGCUUACUAAUAAUUCCUGUGUGUGUUUUCAUAAUGUAAUCUGGCUGGCUGGCUGAUCAAAAUUAGGAUUGGUGGGUGAUAGUGCAAGGAUAUGCUUAAACUCUCCCACAAAAUCUACCUUGGAAUGACUCACACUACAUUUCACGAAAGGAAGCAAAGACAUGAAGAAUCUAUCCCUGAUCUGGGGGUUUUUUUGGGUUUUUUAUUAUUAUUUUUUAAAAAGAGAAAUUACACCAGCAAAUUUGCCAGAAGAAAGAGGAUGGGAUUUGGGGUUUAGGGUGGCGGGAGGGAAGGGGGUCUGUCACACUGAUGAAGACUGCAUCUUAAAAAAGUGACCAUUAUACUGUGUGUGAAUGUGUUUUGGUGUGUAAAUAUGUAUAUUGUACUGUAAUGCUGCAAGAGGGUUUUAAAAAAAAAACUUUCCACUUUAUUUUUAUACAUAUUAUUCAUAUACCAUGAACUGCAGUUGCAACUAUGCACUUGUAUAAAGCCAUACUGUUGAAGUUUAUAUCAUUCUUACCUGUAUAGCUGCAUGUCUGUGCUCAGCAGCAAACUAUAAUGAGAUGCUCCAAGUAUAUACUCACUUCAGUUACUACUUAAUGGGCAGUCCUGUUUUACCAGUUUUGAAUGCCUUAAAUUAAUUUUGCUCCCUUAAAGUCUAUGCCCAUUCUAGAUAUUUAAGAGAGAGAAAGUGGAUGCAGUUUACCAGCUCUUAGAAUGCAAUUAUGCUUUGUGGCAGAACAAUAUAGUGCACUAUGUUUACAUAUAAUAGUUUAUAUCAAUGUCAGUUUGUUCUGAAUGUAUAUCUAAUGGGUUUGGAAGGGGAGGGAGGGUCAGCUGAGUAUUGGUUUCAGAAACAACGAACUAGUAGUAUUAGAACCUAAUAUAUAGCUUUCAUGCAUAGACAUAAUUUUCCAUCCAGCCCUUUGUACAAACUUCAAUAUUAGUUGUUGACUUAUAUUACCCUUACUAAGUGCUAUGAAACUUCAUUCUGCCUUUUUUUUUUUUGCAUACUAUCCUCUGUGUUUUUUAUUUCUGAAGAAGGAAAAACAAACCUAUAACUAUUUUUACAUUUUCAUCGCACAAUAUUGAAGGACUGUUACAAACCCUUAAUGAAUGGGACAUACUAUAGAUGUAUUUUAAACUUUUUGAAUCCUGUUCUCUUGGCACAUGGCUUUAAGAAUAGGAAGAGAAUUUCAGUUGUGUGUGAGAACAGAUAGGAGGAAAAGGCCUUGGAGGCACUUAAUUUGAUUAUUUUUUAUUUCUAAUUUUGUAUAAAAUAUAAUUUAUGUGAGUUCAUUCAUGCCAUGUCCAUAAUUUAUCCCAGAAAAAUGCAUGUUUUAUACAACUACAAUAUGCUAUAAUGUUAAACAUGAUGGCAGUAAAAAAGAAAAAAAAAUUAUUGUACCCUCCUCCUUGGUCUCUUUUUUUUCUCCCUAUGUAUACAUAUAUUUGCAUAUAUAGAUAUAUGUUGCGUGACGGUGUGCUAAUGGAAAACAAAUCUAGCAUUUUAGUGAAGAGCAUGAGACAUUUCACUAGGGUGUUUUCUUUAGUAAUAGGAACAAGGUUUGGAAGGCGGACCAGGAAUUGUUUGACAUCACAACUGUGAACUUUGGACUUGCAGUUCCUAGUAUCUCAUAUAGUAGUUCACCAAACAGGACUCCUGUGCAAUUUCCAGAAAGCUUGUGGAGAAGUUAAAGUUGAUCUUACUUUACACUGGGAUUUCCUCUUAUUAAACCCCUUUGAAAUGAAUCAGAAUUCACUGCAGCAGGUCAUGUGUGACAGAUGUUACCAGCGGACCAGAGCUUAUAUGCACCGCUCCCAUCAAUACACUGUGAUUUAUCCACUAUGUAUUCAAUUAUAAUUAUUUAUAUACACUUGGUCUCAAAAAGGUUAUGUGACCCAUACCUUUAAAAAAAAAUUCAAAUGUACCUAAUUUCAGUUAUCUUGAAAGCCCAUGAUGAAGCAAAAGAGUAUUUAUCACAGCAAGAAUCCAGCAUAUUUUAAGAAAUGCAUAUUUGGCAUACAAAGCUUAUUGUUUAAACAUGUAUACAAUAAAAAAAAUGUUUCCUUUCACUGAAGGCAUACAUAUUUUAUAUAAUUGUAAUUUGUGGGAAGAUCUGGAUUGGAAGAAAUAUAUAUAUAUUUUUAAAUAAACUAUUUCAGUAAGAUAAAAUAA
Messenger RNA from Sceloporus undulatus (fence lizard), 7298 nucleotides. RefSeq names its product Rho associated coiled-coil containing protein kinase 2 (gene ROCK2). Lineage: Eukaryota; Metazoa; Chordata; Lepidosauria; Squamata; Phrynosomatidae. Bases 359 to 4942 code for a protein of 1527 amino acids. Gene Ontology annotation, molecular function: Rho-dependent protein serine/threonine kinase activity; ATP binding; small GTPase binding. The transcript is spliced from 35 exons. Gene Ontology annotation, biological process: cortical actin cytoskeleton organization; mitotic cytokinesis; embryonic morphogenesis. Gene Ontology annotation, cellular component: cytoskeleton; cytoplasm; centrosome. The record is from RefSeq and is a predicted model, not a curated record.